GUGGGUUCAACAUCAACACACACUGAACUUCACAGCAGCUGUUUCCCCCUCUGACUGCUUAUCAAUACGGUCUGCCACACAGUGCAGAAAACCUACAGGUUGCCUGUACUGUGUUUGUGAGGAAUGGAACCUCUGCCCAAGGCUGGGAAGGAUAAUCCUUCGGCUUCAGCUAAUCUUCUUUCUAAGAUUUUCUUCUGUUGGCUAAGCCCCUUGUUCAGAACUGGGUACAGGAGAAAGCUUGAAGAAGAUGACAUGUUCAGAGUCCUGCCAGAGGAUGCUUCCAAUAGACUUGGGGAGGAGCUGCAGCGGUAUUGGACUCAAGAAGUUCAACAGGCAAAAAAAAAGUUACAACCUCCAAAAUUUAGCAAAGCUUUGAUUCAAUGCUACUGGAAGUCAUAUUUACUUAUUGGAGUAUACAUCUUUUUAGAGGAAGUUAUUAAAGUCAUUCAGCCAGUGCUACUUGGAAAACUCAUUGAGUACUUUGAGAGCUAUGAUGCCACUCAACCGGUUCCAGUCUAUGAGGCUUACAGCUACGCUGCAGGCAUCUCACUGUCCACCUUCAGCCUGGCUCUUCUUCAUCAUCUGUAUUUCUACCAAGUUCAGCGAGCAGGCAUGAAGAUUCGAGUUGCAGUCUGCCACAUGAUCUACCGGAAGGCUCUUUGCCUGAAUAGCUCCGGGCUGGCCAAAACGACCACAGGACAGAUCGUAAACCUUUUAUCCAAUGAUGUCAACAAAUUUGACGAGGUGACGUUAUACCUGCAUUUUUUGUGGCUUGGUCCACUACAAGGGAUAAUUGUGACAGUGUUGCUGCUGUACGCGAUUGGUCCAUCAUGCCUUGCGGGAAUGGCUGUCCUUUUAAUUUUGAUGCCAAUACAAACUACAUUUGGACGUUUGUUUUCAAGUCUUCGGGCUAAAACAGCGGUUUUAACAGACGAACGAAUCCGCACUAUGAAUGAGGUGGUUUCUGGGAUCCGGGUUAUAAAAAUGUACGGUUGGGAAAAGCCUUUUGGUGUGAUGGUGGAUGAGGUCAGAAGAAUGGAGAUCUCGAAGAUCAUGCAAAGCUCUUAUCUACGGGGUCUGAACAUGGCAUCCUUUUUUGUGGCCAGCAAGAUUGUCAUCUUCUUCACCAUCUGUGUUUACGUGCUGACAGGAAACAAACUGUCGGCUAGCAGAGUAUUUAUGGCCGUUUCCCUCUACGGUGCAGUCAGGCUCACCAUCACACUCUUUUUUCCUUUUGCUAUAGAGAAGGUCUCUGAGUCUCUUAUCAGCAUCCAAAGGAUACAAAAAUUUCUUCUGUUGCAUGAAAUGGCUCCACAACAUCUGGGACUUCCUGUGGCAGAGAAGGACUGUAUGGUAAAAAUUCAGGAUUUAACAUGCUACUGGGAUAAGAAUCUUGAGGCUCCAACUUUACAGAAUAUGUGUUUCACAGUGAGGCCUGAGCAACUGCUGGCAGUUAUUGGACCUGUUGGUGCUGGAAAGUCCUCGCUCCUCAGUGCCAUACUGGGAGAAUUGUGUCAUGAAAGUGGUGUGAUCAAAGUCAAGGGAGAGCUGACCUACAUGUCUCAGCAACCGUGGAUUUUACCCGGCACAAUUCGAAGCAAUAUUCUUUUCGGCAAGGAGCUUGAUCCCAAGAAGUAUGACCGAGUUUUAAGAGCCUGCGCCCUGAAAAGAGACAUAGAGCUGUUGCCGGGCGGUGACUUAGCGAUGGUUGGAGACCGGGGGACCAAUCUGAGUGGAGGACAGAAGGCAAGGGUCAGCUUAGCAAGAGCAGUGUAUCAGGAUGCAGACAUCUACCUGCUAGAUGAUCCUCUCAGCGCCGUGGAUGCUGAAGUGGGCCGGCAUCUCUUUCAACAGUGCAUUUGUGGACUUCUGAGAAAAAAGCCUCGUAUUCUAGUUACACAUCAGCUACAGUACUUGAAGGUUGCAGAUCAGAUUGUUGUGUUGAAAGAGGGCCAGAUGGUAGCACGAGGGACUUACAGGGAGUUGCAGUUGUCUGGAGUAGACUUCACCUCCCUGCUUAAACAUGACCAGGAGGAUGAACAGCAGGACUUUCACCCUUUCACCUGUAUACCCUAUGUGCUGUCUGACAGGUCCUCCGUGUCCUCCCUUUCCUCCUCUCAGUAUUCUUUGAUCGAAGGAACAGAUGCUCGUUCAAUGGAAGUGCAUCCAAAAGAGGAGGAAAACCGCAUGGAAGGAAAUGUCGGCCUGUGCAUGUAUGUGAAAUAUUUCAUGGCUGGUGCUCAUUUCUCUAUUCUCUUGGUCCUCAUUUUACUCAACCUUCUAGCACAUGUAACGUUUGUAUUACAGGAUUAUUGGCUUGCUUUCUGGGCUUCUGAGCAGAGACACAUCAGUGAGACAGAACACCUGAAUGGCAGCCUCCCUCGGCAGUUGGACCUUGACCUGUACCUGGGUGUUUACGCAGGUUUAACAGCUACCUCAGUCGUCUUUGGCUUCCUUCGCACCUUGGUCUUCUUUAAUGUCCUAGUCAGCUCAGCCCAGAAACUUCACAACAGCAUGUUUAAUGCCAUCAUUCGGACCUCACUUCGCUUUUUUGAUGCCAACCCAAUUGGAAGAAUCCUCAACAGGUUUUCUAAGGACAUUGGUUACCUGGACUCUCUGCUUCCAUGGACGUUUGUGGACUUCACCCAGGUAUUCCUCCAAGUCAUUGGAGUGAUUGCGGUUGCUGCCAUUAUCAUCCCCUGGAUCCUCAUUCCCAUUGUUCCUCUUCUUGGCGUCUUCCUGUUUCUACGUCACUACUUCCUGCAGACAUCCAGGGAUAUAAAGCGCCUUGAGUCUACUACUCGUAGUCCUGUUUUCUCCCAUCUCUCCUCGACCUUACAAGGCUUGAGCACCAUCCGUGCCUUCAGGGUCCAAGAGAGGUUUCAGCAAAUGUUUGACGAAUAUCAAGAUCUUCAUUCAGAAGCCUGGUUCUUGUUCCUGACUACUUCUCGAUGGUUUGCAGUGCGCCUGGAUGUGAUAUGUUCAGUCUUUGUCACCAUUACAGCUUUUGGGUGUCUGUAUCUCAAAGAGGGUCUAGAACCAGGUGCAGUGGGUCUGGCUCUGACUUAUGCCGUUACACUCACAGGAAUGUUUCAGUGGGGUGUCAGACAGAGUGCAGAGAUAGAGAACAUGAUGACAUCAGUGGAAAGAGUGGUUGAGUAUGCAGAGCUGGAAAGCGAGGCACAGUGGGAGACGGACUUCCAACCUCCUGAAGACUGGCCACAGACCGGCACCGUCACCUUAGACAGAGUCAACUUCUCCUACAGUGUCGGCGAACCUCUGGUCCUGAAGGACCUGAGUGUUACCUUUGCAUCCAAAGAAAAGGUCGGCAUUGUCGGGCGCACCGGCGCCGGUAAAAGCUCCCUAGUAUCGGCCUUGUUCCGACUUGCAGAACCUGAAGGAAAAAUCACCAUUGAUGGCUUUCUGACUUCUGAGAUUGGUCUACAUCCUCUUCGGCAGAAAAUGUCAAUCAUACCACAGGACCCGGUUCUCUUCACGGGCACCAUGAGGAAGAAUCUGGACCCUUUCAGGCAGCACACAGAUGAGGACCUGUGGAAUGCACUCCAAGAGGUGCAGAUGAAGGCCGUGGUGGAAGACCUACCCAAUAAGCUGGAAGCAGUUCUGACAGAGUCUGGCUCUAACUUUAGUGUGGGCCAGAGGCAGCUGGUGUGUCUGGCCAGGGCCAUCCUCCGGAAAAACCGGAUCCUUAUUCUUGACGAAGCUACAGCCAACGUGGACCCGAGAACUGACAGCCUCAUCCAGCAGACUAUUCGGGACAAGUUUCAAGACUGCACAGUCCUCACCAUUGCUCACAGGCUCAACACUAUCAUUGACUGUGACAAAAUACUGGUUCUUGAUGCUGGUCGGAUGCAGGAGUAUGAUGAACCAUACGUGCUGCUCCAGAACCACGAUGGGCUCUUCUACCAGAUGGUUCAGCAGACAGGCAGAGCUGAGGCAGCAUCCCUGCUCCAAACAGCCAAACAGGUGUACACGGACAAAAAGCAGCUGACUGAGGCGUGCUCUACCAAGGACAUCCGUGUCAUCUUUGAGACGUCACUUUGAUGGUUUGGAGAGCUGAUGUGGUCCUGGAACUGCCACAGAGCAAAACUGCACAAAUCAAAUGAACUUGACUGACAAAUUUAGGUUUGACAAAUUAGACACGAGGCAAGUACUGGUGUUUGUUGAGGAAACACUGUUGCCUACAUUUACUGAGUAUCUCAUGCCAAAAUAGUAAGUUAUAAGGGUGAAAAAUGUUUAUUUAAAAAUUGUAUUAAAAAAGACAGAUAUAACUCAAUACUCCCUUGUAAACAAAUUCAGUACCCAGAAAAGAAAGUUUUUAGUUGUAAUCAAUUUAAAACAUGAAAAAGCUCCUCCCAGAGUGUAAUUAUGAAGUGUGGCAAAAAUGUCAGUUCACAGUCAGUUAUUUUUAAAUAUUGUAGGAUGCACCCAGGAAAACAUGCAAGCAUCAGCAUAAGAGCAUUUCAAAAUGUUUUUCUCAAAAACAGAGAAGAAAAAGACACUAAUCAAAAGCAAAUAGGCAAAAGUGUUGGAAAACAAAUGACUUAGUGCUACGUGUUGGUUAUAAAGCGACAGUAAAAUAACUAUAGGAGAAAAAGAUGGUCAGAUGACCUAUCUGUUUGUUUUAAAAUGAUUUGAAAUCAGGUUUUUUUUUUUAGCUUUUUGAUUGUUGGUAUCUUAAAUAGUUGGAUGGCUCAGUUGGCUGUGUGUAGGACUGGUGCAUGGGAAACCAAGGUUUUUUUUCCAGGGGGCGCGAUGGGCUUCAUCCAAUGUGGGUCCUUGGGCAAGACCCUACAUGCUACAUCCUACCUUUGCAACCAUUUGGAGGCUUGGGUCUGGUUCUUUCUGUGCCAGGAUAAAAUACAGGGUUGUGUCAGGAAGGGCAUCUGGCAUUAAACUCUCUGCCAAACUAAGUAUACAGAUCAGUGAAAACUGAUUCGCUGUGGAAACCCCUCAGGGGGUAUGCUAUAAAGGUGAUUAUUGGCAUCUUGGCUGAAUUUAAAGUCACCAAGUUUUUCCCAAGUUGUAGGAAUACACCCAGUAAAGCUGUGAAUUUGACAGUCAAUCAACAGAUUGACACAUUUUUGGUGAAAUCUAAACUAAAAUGAGUUUCAUAACAAAAAGAAAAAAACAUUAGUGAAGAUGUAAUCAAGUCACAGAGUAGAAAAGGUUUUGGAACUAAGAACUUAAGUAUGUUGGCCCAUUUUUCAACAAAUCUGCUCUGUUUAAAGUCCCACUCCAAUCAUCUUUUAACCUAUUUCAACUGUUCCCUGUGGUCUUUUAAUUAUGAUUUUGCCAUGUUUGUUUUUUUGUAGCCAAAAUUUUUAAAAAGUCAUUUUCUAGGACAUUAUUUCUGCAGAGUGACAGGAGUUUAUAAGAAAUUUGCCUAUGAGUUGUAGGCAGUACCAUUAGUGCUGAGUAAGCCUCCCCUUAUUUCCCAUCAUCCAUCUGUUUAAACUCUCUUCUGCUAGCUUACAGCCCCUCCCACUACCAACCUAACAUUACCAGUGCAACAAAAAUGGUGAGCA
Messenger RNA from Oryzias latipes (Japanese medaka), 5546 nucleotides. Its product is annotated as ATP-binding cassette sub-family C member 4. Gene Ontology annotation, biological process: transmembrane transport. Gene Ontology annotation, cellular component: plasma membrane. The record is from RefSeq and is a predicted model, not a curated record. NCBI's taxonomy places the organism in Eukaryota, Metazoa, Chordata, Actinopteri, Beloniformes, Adrianichthyidae. Gene Ontology annotation, molecular function: ATP hydrolysis activity; ABC-type transporter activity; ATP binding.